AAAGUCCCCCCCUCCCAAAAAAAACAAAAAAAAAACAAAAACAGGACAUACGAUUGACCAAGAGAGAAAGAAGUGAAAAACGAGGAUGCUGCUUAAGUUGGCCAAAAAAAUAAAAAAAUAAAUAAAAUAACGGAGGUUGCUUCAUAGAUGUCCAAUAGCCGCGCUGGGGAGCAUGGUCCCUGAAAAUAGUAAUUGUCGAACUACGAGGGAGAGGUGUUCGCGUUACACGCCCGAAAAGCGUUUCCUUACAAGCCUCGCUUUCUCUUCAUGCUCUUUCGUUCAACACAAUUCCUCUCGCUGCUCCUCCCUCCCUCCAAAUUCUAACAAAUCCCCCGCGUAAUUUUCCUCCCCUCUAUCCAAUUUUCAACAUUUUUCCUCAGAUCCAUUCCUCUUCCACGUCCACUACGCCCCCCCGACAGUUCCACCAACCCACUCCACAACUAUCUUUCACGAUCUCUGGCCGCUUCUCUCUCUGGAUUCGAAUGCACCAUUAGAGUAUCCGUUUUAGCUGAAUAAUGGCGAGUCAGGUGGUCAGAGUGAAGAGGGAGACGCUAGAAGCAUGCAUGACAUGCCCUCUUUGUCGCAAACUUUUGAAGGAUGCUACUACCAUCUCUCUCUGCCUUCAUACGUUCUGCAGGAAAUGUAUAUAUGAGAGACUCUCAGAUGAGGAGGCAGAUUGCUGUCCAGUAUGCAAUAUUGACCUGGGCUGUCUUCCAGUGGAAAAACUGAGGCCAGAUAACAAUUUGCAAGAUAUUAGAGCCAAAAUAUUCCCUUUGAGAGGAAGAAAGAUUAAGGCACCAGAGGCAAUACCUUCAGUACCUCUGCCAGCCAAAAGGAAGGAAAGAUCACUUUCGUCAUUGGUGAUCUCUGCUCCUAAAGUUUCAAUGCAAACUGGCUUCACAGGAAAGAGAACAAAAACUGGUACAAGAAAGGCUGCUGCUUUACGUGGAUGCAAUUUUUCUGUUCAUGAAUCCAUAAAGAAGGAAGAAGGCUAUGCCGAGGAUAACCCAGAUUCUCCCAUAGCUGAGCCUUCUAAGAAGAAUAGGCCUAAUGAAGAUACAGAGAAAAAUGUGGAACUUCCAGAAGGAAAAGUUGAUCUCUGGACACCCUUGAAUUGUCUUGUUGAAGCUGCCAACAGAACAAAAUCCUCAAAGUUAACUUCGCAAGGCUUGUCUCUUGCCAAAUCAGAGCCUCCAAGUACUCCCAAUGGUGGACCAAGCAUGCCUGAAAUGACAACCAAAUCAGAGCCCCCUGCUACUGUCCAUAGUGAAUUACGUGUGCCUAAAACCAAAAACAAGGAUAAUGGACAUAAAACAAAAUUUGGACAUGAUAAGGAUGAAAAUGCUGUGCCUCUAGGACAAGUGAGGCGGAGAAGGGUGCGUCCAGCUGGUCAGAAAAGAGCUGCAGCAUCUGAGAUUUCUGCCUCAGCUCAAGUUAUGCUAGAUGCAGCUGGGGGCAGGUGUAACAGAGAAAACUGUCCUAUUUGGUUUUCAUUGGUUGCUUCAGAAGACCAGAAAGGAGAUGUUCCCUUGCCUCAAAUUUCAGCAUGCUACUUAAGAAUAAAGGAUGGUACUGUGCCCGUCUCCUUUAUUCAAAAGUACCUUGUGAAGAAACUUAAUCUUGCCAGCGAGGCAGAGGUGGAAAUAAUGUGCCGUGGUCGACCAGUGCUGCCAUCUUUGCAACUGCAUAACUUAGUUGAUCUCUGGUUCAGGACUGCAUCAUCCUCUAAAAAGAUUCCUGCUUCGGUUGGCUCCUCCGCCAAGGACUUCGUUAUGGUUUUAUCAUAUUGUCGAAAAGCCCUCCCUCCUUAGACAUUUUCCGUUCCUCUCCCUCAAUUUUGCUGUAUCUUCCUCCCCGGCCUCUUCUUCUUCUCAUCCGAUGAUGUCUUCUCCAACAUAGUGAAAAUAUGAGUCACAAAAACGUAUCGGCGCAUUUGCUGUUCCUAUUCCAUCGUUUGUCAAAGAAAUGCUUUUCUUUGUGAGUGUUCAAAUCACAUCCUAAAUUGGGGAAACUCCCGCGCGCAUUUCUUUCUAUAUUUUUUUUUUAAAUAUUUAUUUUGGAAUUGGGAGCUAUACGGCAACGAGUUUCUUCAUCUUGCUUAACUUUGUCAGGGUGCUGUCUAUAUUGAAUAUUUAUUUUGGAAUUAGGUCGAAGUUAUAUUUCACAUUUAA
This is a messenger RNA of Prosopis cineraria, 2171 nucleotides long. Its product is annotated as E3 ubiquitin protein ligase DRIP2-like. The record is from RefSeq and is a predicted model, not a curated record. The transcript is spliced from 7 exons. Lineage: Eukaryota; Viridiplantae; Streptophyta; Magnoliopsida; Fabales; Fabaceae. Gene Ontology annotation, molecular function: ubiquitin-protein transferase activity. Bases 516 to 1811 code for a protein of 431 amino acids.